AUGAUGAAUUCGUCAACGGAGCUACGUUCCACCCUUUUUAUUUUUGGAGGAGUUAGGAUGCGACCAGAUCUUUUAAAUGGAUGUCCUCCAAACUCUGGUCGUAUAGCUCAACCCAGUAGAUGGAUGAAUACAGAAGCCUUUGUCCUAUGCCUUAAACAUUUUGUGAAAUUUGUUCACCCAAACAAAGAGAUACCCGUAUUGUUGAUCGUUGACAAUCACUCGUCUCACACUUCACUGGAAGCUAUCAAUUAUUGUAGGGAUAAUGGAGUACCCACUGCCUACAACCUUGGUCAGUUGUUCGGGCAAGCUUAUCUAAGGGCUGCAACUGUGGGAACAGACAUAAAAAGUUUUCCCGCUUGCAGCAUUGAGUCUUGUUAUGCUGAAAUCUUUGGAGAUGCCGAUUUUGCCCCUUCUAUGGUGAGUGAGAGGCACCUAACUGCGGAAGACGAGUUCUUAAGCAGUGACGAUGAACCACUAGCAGUUCCUGGGUCUUCAGGCUCAAACAGAAUUGAUCUAGCCAAAACGAAAAACAAUGAAAUACAAGAUGGUAAACCACCAGCGGUUUUCGCCAGAAAAGCUUGUUAA
Molecule: messenger RNA, 585 nt
Organism: Sitophilus oryzae (rice weevil)
Lineage: Eukaryota; Metazoa; Arthropoda; Insecta; Coleoptera; Curculionidae
Exons: 2
Coding region: 1-585 (194 amino acids)
Source: RefSeq, a predicted model, not a curated record